Gambusia affinis (western mosquitofish) is the source of this 3626-nucleotide messenger RNA. It is a transcript of the gene cnnm4b, whose product is annotated as metal transporter CNNM4. Gene Ontology annotation, biological process: magnesium ion transport; magnesium ion homeostasis. The record is from RefSeq and is a predicted model, not a curated record. Gene Ontology annotation, molecular function: magnesium ion transmembrane transporter activity; sodium ion transmembrane transporter activity. Gene Ontology annotation, cellular component: plasma membrane. The coding region runs from base 46 to 2409 and encodes 787 amino acids. The transcript has 7 exons. NCBI's taxonomy places the organism in Eukaryota, Metazoa, Chordata, Actinopteri, Cyprinodontiformes, Poeciliidae.
GAGUAGUUGACGUCAGGUCGGACGUUGGCAUAGAGUGAAACAAACAUGGCGACAGACUCGAGUGGACUGGGCUUUCCUCUGACUUUAUUCGUGUUUUUGUUCGUGUUGGCGGGAAGGGAGGCCGAAGCAGCGACUCGGGAGUCCAAGGGCGGCACUCAGAUACUUGGGAUGCGGCUGGAGAAGUGCGACUUGCCGGCCGGGAUCACCAAUGAGGGGAUGAUUCAGGUGACCGAGGGCAGCCUGAACGUCUUCAGGUUCUACGGUACCCACUUGUUACCCAACAGCUCGGAGCUCAUCAGGUUCGCCGAACUUGAUGAAGACGAGUACCGGUCUCCUAACAGGACUUGUCCCGAACACUCGAAUGGUAUGUUAGUGAAAGGGCGCAUGGAGGUAAACUACCGUAACAACGCCGGGGUUGUCAACAUCACUGUAAAUAAGCUUCGAAAAAACGAAGAUAAGAAAGUGUUCGGAUUGUGCAUCCUCGACCCCCAGGAGAACAAAUGGUUACUUCAGGAGGAGAAGGAGUUAAGAGUACUGGUGGUGGAGGAGGAGAGCACGUCCCUGCUGCCCCUUUGGCUGGAGGUGAUCCUCAUCUGCUGCCUGUUGGUGCUGUCUGGGAUGUUCAGCGGACUCAACCUGGGGCUGAUGGCGCUGGACCCCAUGGAGCUCCGCAUCGUGCAAAGCUGCGGCACGGACAAGGAGAAGAAGUGGGCCCGGAAGAUCGAGCCCAUCCGCAGGAAGGGCAACUACCUGCUGUGCUCGCUGCUGCUCGGGAACGUCCUGGUGAACACUACCCUCACUAUCCUCCUGGACGACCUCACCAAGUCCGGACUUGGAGCUGUGGUCGCAUCCACCGUCGGCAUCGUGAUCUUUGGAGAGAUCGUGCCCCAGGCGCUGUGCUCCAGACACGGCCUGGCAGUGGGGGCCAACACCAUCCUGCUCACCAAGCUCUUCAUGCUGCUCACCUUCCCCUUGUCUUGGCCCAUCAGCAAGAUCCUGGACUGCGUUUUGGGCCAGGAGAUCGGAACUGUAUAUAACCGGGAGAAGCUGGUGGGAAUGCUGAAAGUAACCGAACCCUACAACGACCUGGUGAAAGAGGAGCUCAACAUGAUCCAAGGCGCGCUGGAGCUCCGGACCAAAACGGUGGAGGACAUCAUGACGCCUCUGGGCCACUGCUUCAUGAUCAGCAGCGACGCGGUGCUGGACUUCAACACCAUGUCGGAGAUCAUGGAGAGCGGAUACACGCGAAUACCCGUCUACGAGCACGAGCAGUCCAACAUCGUGGACAUCCUCUUCGUCAAAGACCUGGCCUUCGUGGACCCGGACGACUGCACCACCCUGAAGACCAUCACCAAGUUCUACAACCACUCGGUCCACUUCGUCUUCCAUGACACCAAGCUGGACGCCAUGUUGGAGGAGUUUAAGAAAGGAAAGUCCCACCUUGCCAUCGUCCAGAAGGUGAACAACGAGGGCGAGGGAGAUCCGUUCUACGAAGUGCUGGGGUUGGUCACUCUGGAGGACGUGAUCGAGGAGAUAAUUAAAUCAGAGAUUCUGGAUGAAUCAGACCUCUACACUGACAAUCGCAACAGGAGGAAAGUUGCACCUGAUAAGAACAAGAGAGACUUUUCUGCCUUCAAACAGGAGAGCGAAUCGAAGGUGAAGAUCUCUCCUCAGCUGCUGCUGGCCGCGCAUCGCUUCCUGGCCACAGAAGUGAGCUUGUUCAGUCCGGCUCAGAUCUCUGAAAAGGUGCUGCUGCGGAUCCUCCGCCAUCCUGAUGUCAUCCAGGAGAUCAAGUUCAACGAAAAUGACAAGCGAUCGCAUUGUCACUACAUCUAUCAGAGAGGCAAGGCGAUCGACUACUUCAUCCUCAUCCUGCAGGGCCGAGUGGAGGUGGAGGCCGGAAACGAGAACAUGAAGUUUGAAGCCGGAGCUUUUUCGUAUUAUGGCGUCAUGGCGCUCAGUGCUUCCACUCUGGUAGAGUUUCGCUCGCCGUCCCACCUCAGCGGGUUGAACCGGACGACGUCUCUGAGCGGAACGGACCGGACCGACUCCCUGGCCGUCAGCGGGAGCAACAGCCAGCUCAACGGCAGCACUGCUUUGCAGCACUACACCCCCGACUUCAACGUCCGGGCGCUGACCGACCUGCAGUUCGUCAAGAUCACACGCUCGCAGUACCAGAACGGCCUGAUUGCGUCUCGUCUGGACAGCACGCCUCAGUCCCCAGAGAGCUCUCACUACUCCGCUGAGGAGACCACGCCCCCGGCAGCCAUCACCAUCACGGACCUGGGAGCAGACUCCGCCCUCAUGGAGAACGGCACCGACGAGAAGACGCUGCUGCUGCUGCUGAACGACCAGACGCCGCCGCCGCCGCCGACGGCGAACCACAACCACCUGGACAACAACGUCUGACCCCGAGCUUCCCCUCCCCUCCAGGGGGGGGCGCUGUCAGCACCAAACACACCUUAAAGUCCCAACGAGAUAAGCCAUGCGUGCAUAUGAUGUAAAUAUGUGGGAAUUCAAAAUACCAAACAAACACUGAUGAGCCAAAACAUUACAACCACUUAAAACUGCUGACCUGGAUUGUUUUAGUUCUUUCAGAUUGAAAAUAGAAAAGGUUUAUAUCCAUAAUUCAGCAAGAAAGAGAAGAAAGACACACCCAGAAACCUAAAAUCAUACCUGUUAGAUUUUAUAUUUAAUGCUGUAAAUCAGCAUCAGGUUUUAUUUUCCCUCAAAAACUCAAAAAACUUACUUAUCUUAUGUAGAUUUGAAUAUAAAGGAGUCGAUUAUUAGUCAAUAACUCCUUAAUAUUCAUGAAAAAUAGUAGUUCUACAGGCAGAUUGUUUUGACUUAAAACAAGACGUUUCCCCCAUAAAUAAAAUAAUCUGCUGAGUGCUGCUUUUUAAAAUCAGGAUUAAGAGAUUAUUCACUAAAAAUAAGAUCCUGUUUCUUGCUGAAAAGUUACUUGUAAGUUAUUUUUGUCUCUUUUCAUGUGAACUUAGAUAAAAUAUCUGGAUCUCUUGAGUUAUUUUAUGCUGAACUAAUAAAAGUAAAAUUGUGUGAUUUCAUAUCUAAAGCUGUAAUAUCCAUCAAAUCAGCAUCAGGAUUUAUUUGCACUACAAAAACAAACUUAUACCAAGUAUUUUUUUUGUCUAUUUUCUAGUGAAAAUAUGUUGAAAUAAAAUAAAUUAACUUGCAAGUAACUUUUCAGCACAAUACAGGAGCUUGUUUUAACUUCAUAAUUCCUUAAUAUUUAUCUUUAAAAAGUGCUUGUUCCAUUGGCAGAUUAUUUCACUUCCAGUAAAACAUUUUCCCCAAAGUUUAAGUGAAAUAUUCUACCAGUGGAACUUGUGAAUUUUUAUCAAUAUUAAGUAUUUUGAAACAAAAAGCACGCUCCUAUUUCUUGCUGAAGAGUUAUUUGUAAGUUAAUUUAUUGUAUUUCAAGAAUGCUAAAAUAUUUCCACUAAAAAAUGCUUGAUAAUAUGCAGUUUAUUUUUCAGUGUGGAUGCAGCUGAAGUCUGUAAUUUCCUCAAAAAGUCAUUUUUCUAUGAAGCACCUUGAAUAAAACCUAAAUUUCCCUGUUUAUUGCGGUUUUAGCCGAUCGGUUUGGAAUAAAUUUGUUUUGUGGA